Molecule: messenger RNA, 4346 nt
Organism: Microtus oregoni (creeping vole)
Lineage: Eukaryota; Metazoa; Chordata; Mammalia; Rodentia; Cricetidae
Gene: Zdhhc23
Product: zinc finger DHHC-type palmitoyltransferase 23
Exons: 5
Coding region: 348-1637 (429 amino acids)
Biological process (GO): protein targeting to membrane; peptidyl-L-cysteine S-palmitoylation
Cellular component (GO): endoplasmic reticulum; Golgi apparatus
Molecular function (GO): protein-cysteine S-palmitoyltransferase activity
Source: RefSeq, a predicted model, not a curated record
GGGCGGCGGGAUCCCGGCGCCGGGGGCGGGGCACCCGGAAGCGCGCGCCGACCUGCGGAGCGGCGGCCGGGGGCGACUGGAUCGCAAGGCAGGCGCGCGCACACCGGCGGUGCAGACAGGUGGGCGACUCCACCCUGCACGCCCGAGCCGGCGGUGCUGGGUCCCAGACGCUGCCGCGCCCAGAGGAGCCGGUCCUCCUCCCGGUCCCCGCCUCCGUCGGAGGGCAGGCGUUGGCGUUAAUCACAAGCGAGGAUGUGUUUACAGGAUGUGAGUUGAGUUGUUGCCGCCUUUGCCUUCUGAGAGCUUCUGAUGGCUCAUGGUGACAGGUGCAAACACUGAAGGGCAGUAUGAAGCCAGUAAAAAAAAAGAAAACCGAAGAACCUGAGUUGGAGCCCCUGUGCUGCUGUGAGUAUAUUGAUCGAAAUGGGGAAAAGAACCACGUGGCUGCUUGUUUGUGUGAUUGUCAAGACCUCGAUGAAGGCUGUGACAGAUGGCUUACCUGUAAAUCAAUGCGGCCAGAGACUUGCGAAAGAAUCACAGAUACAAUUUCUGAUCGCCUCCGAAUUCCUUGGCUUAGAGGAGCCAGAAAAGUUAAUAUUAGCAUCGUCCCUCCACUCGUGCUUUUGCCAGUUUUCCUUCACGUGGCUUCCUGGCAUUUCCUGCUGGGGGUGGUGGUUCUGACCUCCCUUCCCGUGCUGGCGCUCUGGUACUACUACCUCACUCACAGAAGGAAAGAGCAGACACUGUUUUUCCUCAGCCUUGGACUAUUCUCACUGGGUUACAUGUACUAUGUGUUCCUGCGGGAAGUGGUCCCCAAAGGGCGGGUAGGGCCCACCCAGCUGGCUCUCCUUACCUUCGGGUUAUUCCUAAUACUCUUAGCCUUGUACCGAGCCAAGAAGGAUCCAGGCUACCUCAGCAAUCCAGCUUGCAGUGACAAAUGCCCCAGCAACAGCCAAAUCGAAUGCCUGAUCAAAAAAGGGCAAGAGAAGACCAAAGGGUUCCCUGGAACAGAUCCCUCAGGGAGCCUCAACAACCGCACGCUGAAGGAUGAUAUUAAAGGCUCCUCCAGGGUGGCACUUGACAGCCCUGCCAAGGUGAAGGAGGACUGGUGUGCCAAGUGUCAGCUAGUACGGCCCGCCCGGGCAUGGCACUGCCGGAUAUGUGGCAUCUGUGUAAGGAGAAUGGAUCAUCAUUGUGUCUGGAUAAACAGCUGCGUUGGAGAAUCAAAUCAUCAAGCAUUUAUACUUGCCCUUUUGAUCUUCUUGCUCACUUCGGUGUACGGGAUAUCGCUGACCUUGAACACCAUUUGUAGGGACAGAAGCCUCUUUACAGCCCUCUUCUACUGUCCUGGAGUUUACGCAAAUUACAGCUCGGCUCUGUCCUUCACCUGUGUGUGGUACUCCGUGAUCAUCACCGCUGGCAUGGCCUACAUCUUCCUCAUCCAGUUGAUAAACAUCAGCUACAAUGUGACCGAGAGGGAAGUCCAGCAGGCCCUUCGGCAGAAGACGGGCCGCCGGCUCCUCUGUGGGCUCAUCGUGGACACAGGCCAGUACAACAGGGGCUUCCUGCGCAAUUGGUACCAGUUCUCCACCCUGGGCGCACACACUGCCCACGCCCCUGCUGAGGACAUUGUCUGAAGUGCCUUCCGUGCAGCCUGAGGGAUACUCCUUUCUCUGUCCUGUCCAUUUCACACUUCGGUAUCCACGAAGGGUUCAUCUUCAUCACCGUCUUCUCAGACGUGUAGGGCCGUGCUCAGGUUUGAAGACAGGACUGAAGAAAAGGUCAUUUCCUCUGACUUCAUAACUUAAGGGAUAUUGAUACUGAAGCUGCAGGCGUAGAGCCGUUCCUUUCCGGUCACCUUCUGACUCAGUCACCAGAAGCUGUCAGGGAUGUGCAUUACUCAGGCACAGGCCAGUAGAAGGAGUUUCUGCCUGUUCAUCUGAGGAGGAGUGUUCAUAGGAUAGUUCCUAGUCCUCCUCUCAGUUCUUAAGAGCCAUAUGACCCCUUGGUAGAGCGGCUUUCCCGAGUCUCAGGUUCCUCUGAUGGGGGCCUCUGCUGCCUAGCUACCUCCUGGAGCAGCCAUGAGGGCCAUCUGAGGAAGGCCGUGAAGCAGCCUGUAGAUCAGAACAUUGAAGCCAAUAUUAUUAAGACAAUCGGUGUGUACAGUUAUAGAAGUUCUUAGUGACAGACCUUUCUCCUCAGGACCGGGGGUGACAAGAGGCUCGAUGCUGGUCAUCUCGUCUUACUAUCUACGCUGUGUGCAGUGGGCAGCAGUUUAAGUGACGAGUGUUUGCUGAUGGAUCAUUUUAGAUUUACUCUAAUGCUAACAAACAUUAAUUUCUUUCCUCCUUCCCAUUUCACCUGGUGAGGUGCUAGCACACUGGUGGGUGAUGGUGGCUGGACGGGAGGAGACUGUCCUGGGAGAACAUGCUACCCCCUCCUGCCUAGGGAGGCUGAUUAAUAUCAAGGGCUUGAUUUUUUAUUAUUCAUGUAUAUCUAGUGCUGUAGGUUUAUAGCACACAAUGGGAACAUGCGCCUGGCAUGAGCUCUUGGGGUGACUGACAGCUUCCCACAUCCACAUUGCUGCUUGCUCCCCCUUCCCUACUGAAAGUGUCUAGGAGAGAAGAACCGGUAUGUGCGCUUUCUGACAAUGGACACCUGACUGCUCUUCCUAACUCCCGACGCUGCGCUGCUCCUCUGUGUCCCAGAGCUGUAACGUAGGAAAGACUGUGUGUUCCCGCAGAAUGCGCUGUCUUUCUGCUCCUUCUUGACGUCUUUGGUUUUUACACAUGUACUGUUCUGGGAUCCCAGAUCAAAGAUAAUUUCUGAGACCUUAAAUUUGCCUUGGCCUUGUUGCUCAGAGAUGGGAAACAGUGCUGCAUUUUCCCUUUUGUGCCUGCUUGUGAGCGUUGAGAGGAAAUACCACCACCUCUGGAUUAGCCCUGUCCUUUGCAGCAGGGGCCACCCUUAGAGUCGCCACUAGCCAGGGCUCUCCUGAAGACAGGCGCCACAUAUUCAUCCAGGGUUGUCAUUGCUCUCCCCAGAGAUCUAUUGUUAACGAACACUAGACUCCAUAUUCUACUGGGGUUCACUAGAGAGAGCCUGGGGGUGUUUGCAGUUUCUUCAGCGAUGCCUGUCCCUGGCAUAGAGUCAGACACUCAUUUAGAAUGAAAGUUGGCUUGGAUACAACUAAUUUCUGUGUGGGUUUUAGGUAAGAGAGAUGGUAGUAAUGUCAGACAGUCUAUGUGGGCAGAAAUUGGUAGUUUUCAUGUCUCUUGAAUGCCAGGUAUAUAGCCAACUCUGAAUGUCUGGCUGCUGCCAACAUUUAUAGAAAUCAUAUAGUCAGUAUUUGUAGCCUGCCUCGUUUCCAGCAGCAGUGCAGAUGUGAUGGUGAGUGCUGCAGCAAGACCCGUCACUGGGAGAGUGGGGAUGACCACUGCCUUCCUCAGUUUGCCAUCAAGGGCCAGUUCCCCGCCUGCUGUUGGGAGGACUCAUUUUCGGCUCUUUGGCUCACUGGAAUGAAAUGAAGAUGCUUAGGUUUUCUUUUUAGAUUUUCUUGUGUGUGUGUGUGUGUGUGUGUGUGUGUGUGUGUGUGUGUGUGAAGGCCAGAGAGCUCUCUUAGAGCUGGAGUUACACGCAUCUGUGAUCUGCCUGCUGUGGGUGCUGAGAACUAAACUUGGCUCCUCCGGAAGAGCAGCCUGUGCUGCUAACUGCUGAGUCACCUCUCUAGCCCCGAGUUUAAGUUCCUGGUGAACUGAUGGGAGGGUUUCAGAAAGUCAGCCCUGUGAGAAGAUCCUUGUUUUGUGGAUCUUUCAGCCUUCCCAUUCACUCUUCCCUACUGAAAGUGUCUAGGAGAGAAGAACUGGGUUUGUUCACUUUCUGACAGUGGACACCUGACUGCUCUUCCUAACUCUCGAUGCUGAGCUGGAACAUAGGAAAGACUGUAUGUUCCUGCAGAAUGGGCCGUCUUUCUGGCAGAGAUGGGAGAUUAAUAUGAGGAAAACUCCCUCUUGAUGUGUUUGGUUUUUACACACAUACUGUUCUGGGAUCCCAAAGAUCAAAGGUCAUUUGUGAGACCUUAAAUUUGCCUUGGCUUUGUUGCUUCAUAGAGGGAAAGCAGGAAAUACAUACUCAGCCUUCUGAAGGGCUUGUUUUUAGAAGACAUUACACCAGGGGCUGUCUAUAAGCAGCUUCCGCUAGGCCCCAGGGUAGCUUUGGCAUAUUGUAGUAAUAGGAGCAGCGGGGCUGCAUCCCCGGCACCCGGCCGCCCACAUGACUAGCUUAUGCCCCGGAAUAAUUACACAGAAACUGUAUUCUUUUAAACACUGCCUGGCCCAUUAGUUCCA